Molecule: messenger RNA, 1914 nt
Organism: Spodoptera littoralis (African cotton leafworm)
Lineage: Eukaryota; Metazoa; Arthropoda; Insecta; Lepidoptera; Noctuidae
Source: the annotation of a GenBank genome assembly
AUGGGUAAAUUCAAGUAUUGUAGGGUGUGUCUUGUGACAGACGUGAAGAUGUUCAGUUUAGAAACUUCUUCAAGUGAUUCUGUUGGAGUUGUUUACUCACAUUUAGUUCAGGUUCCGAUAUUUGAUAGGGACCAACAUGUCUGUUUUGUAUGUGCGAGUCUCCUGCACAAGUUUCAGGAAUUCAAAUCCAAAUGUUUAAGAGCUCACAAUAUUUUAUCUAGAUUCCAAUUUGGCCCUACUCGUAUUACAAAAAAGACUAUUAAAAAUAUUGACAGGAAAUUCAACAAAUUAGAAUCCAAUUUGAAAGUAACACAUUUAUCUGUACAAAAUCAAGUGUUCAACGAAGAUACAGAAAUAGAAACAAAACAAAAUGAGGUCGAAGGCACUUACAAAUUAGAGGCCAGUGAAAAAUUUGACCUAGAAAACGAUGAGAAAUAUGAUUAUGACGAAAGUUCUAACGAUAUCAAUGCAGACUUCAUAGAUGUAAAUGAUGAAACACUAGAAGAAGUAGAGGAUGUUACAACUAAAACAAAAAAGAGGCAGUUGAAAACUGAUAUCAAAAGUGAAGAUGACUUUAGUGAUAAUGAACCGCUAUCUAAAAGUGUGACUGAAACGGCUCCCAUAAUGAAGAGUACGGGAAAACAAAUGGACAUGAGUGUCUUUGAUGACUAUGGGACUAUAACAUACCUUACCCCAGAGGACGCAAAGAAAGAACUGUUGCGUAGAAAAGAAACUAGUAAUUACAAACUAUGUAAGUUUAAAUGUGAGCUGUGCUAUAGAGGGUUUGAAGUUAAAACCGCUUUCGAUAAUCAUACUAAGAGCCAUAGUCCUGAAAAUGGAGACUAUGAAUGUGAUAUCUGCCACCUCUGGUUUCCACUACAAGCGUCACUGUGUAAACACAGAAUAACCCACAAGAGGAAGUUUACCUGCAAAGUGUGCCCUUAUGUUUGUUAUGAUAUGAGCCAAGCAAAGACCCAUGUGAGCUUGCACCGAGGAAAAAAGUAUCCGUGUAAACACUGUGGAGAAAUAUUCAGCAUGCCGAACACUCUAAUUAUGCACACACGAUUAAAACAUUUGAAGGAGAGUACAGUUCGCGAGAGUGUUUGUCAACUCUGUGGUGACGUAUUUGGGGCACCGAAAGGACUAUACUUACAUCAGUUGAAGGUGCAUAAACAGGUUGAAAACGACGAAUUGGGACCUAAAUGCAAAGACUGUAAUGCGCAUUUUGCUUCAGAACUGGCGUGGAAACGACAUCUAGUGCUUUCUUCUAAGCAUAAAGUCAGUAAUGGCUGUAAAAUCUGUGGCGAUACAUUCUCGAAUUCGGAAGGUCUCAAAGCUCACAUGACGGUGCAUAAUCGAACACACCUACAGAACUACAGAACGUAUGUGAAGAAAUGGCCCGGAGAAUGUCCUAUUUGUGACAAAUGGCUAGCGACCCGUGCGGAGUACGAGACCCACGUGAUGACAGACCACCCUGACACUGAGGAGGCCAACAAGAUCACUAUUGAAAAAGAAACAUCAUUUGUGUGUGAAUUGUGUGGGCAGAUAUUUAAGAAACAAUGCUUCCUAAAGUACCACCUACAUAAACACACGGGCGAGCGUCCGUACAAGUGCGUGGACUGUGACAAAACGUUCCAGACGGCGAGCGGACUCACCAUACACCGCAGUUCACAUAAACCGAAAACCUUGAAGUGUCACUUGUGCGCCCGUAGAUUUUCAUUAAAGAGCGCUCUCGCUAAGCAUAUGAAGUACGCACACCUCGGCGUCCGUCCCUACAAGUGCACGAUCUGCGACAAACUAUUUGUUUACUUGUGUGAUUUGAAACAACACAACAAAUACGUACACGACAAAGUACCGUGGCCUAAGAAGAAACCCAAGAGGAAGACUGUUGAUGAAGCGACUUAUAUGGACUAA